AUGGCUGACGCCAAGCGCCCAAAUGCUAAUCGCCGAAAGGCGGACGAUCCCGCCAAGAAACCGAGGAAGAUGUACCAAGUCUUAGGGUUUAGAAAGAUCUUGAGCUUAUGUUAUUUCGCUUUCUUUGCUGGAAUUUUCAUGCUCUUUUCGCUCUAUCGCUUCCAGUUCCUGAACUUUGACGGUGUAUUUUGCUCGGAGGUAGUGAAGAGCAAGGCCAACCAUGCGGCUCCAGGUGAAUGUCAUUAUAUGCCACAGAAGCCAUACAAGACCGCUUUUCUCGUUCACCUUGGCACAAUUCUACCUGCUGCAAUUCUGGCUUGCCUCCAGUUUGUACCCAUUAUCCGUCGCGAGUAUCCCGGUUUCCACAAGCGCAACGGUUACCUCGUUACUAUUCUAAGUUUUAUAGGUAUCGCUGUUACAUCUGUUAUACUACCGGUCAGUUUUGGCGGUGGCUUGGAUAUUCAGCUAGCCGGAUGGACCGUUGGGCUUGCGUUUUUAUGGGCGCUUUCGAGGGCGAUUGACACCAUUAGAUCGAACCGAAUCGACAGGCACCGUGUAUGGAUGCUCAGGGCUUGGUUCUGGGGUGGGUGCAUUAUCACUCAGCGAAUCGUUCAAAUCGUUUCUGUGAAAGUCAUCAAUACCGGUCCCUAUCUAUACGCCAUGCCUUGCCAAAAGAUUAACUCGAUGCUUCAUGAGCGCACGCUAGACCUCUACCCGGAAUGUGUGAUACAAACUAGUGCAUUAGUCUCAGGCACAUUGCAUAAGCCUACCUCCAUCGUAGAGGCUGCAGCAGCUCUCGACGCUGUUUUUGGCACAUCUCUUUUCCUAGCCUUUAUUAUUCACGCUAUUGGUGUAGAGAUUUAUCUGUUCAUGACUAGCGAGGAGAACGAGCGGUUACGGAAAAUCUCAGAGAAGCGACGGGCUAGAGCUGCCCACGACAAGCAAGUAGCUGCGCAAAACGCCAAUACAGCAGCAGCCUUAAAGGCCCAAGUAAACUGGCCUUCACAAGAAGGUAAGUGGUGUGGAUACUAUGAGCAAGAGUACGCUAAGAAAAAACUAUGA
Xylaria bambusicola is the source of this 1062-nucleotide messenger RNA. RefSeq lists its product as uncharacterized. The record is from RefSeq and is a predicted model, not a curated record. The transcript has 3 exons. NCBI's taxonomy places the organism in Eukaryota, Fungi, Ascomycota, Sordariomycetes, Xylariales, Xylariaceae. Bases 1 to 1062 code for a protein of 353 amino acids.